AAAUUUCAAGAACAUUAAUAGAAUUUAAAGAUCCACUCGUAUCUACUAAAAAAUUUACCUCUCAAUUCUCAAAAACACUUUCAACUAUGCCUCCUAUCGCAAAAAGUAAUCAUUAUGACUAUCUUGUUAUUGGCGGAGGUAGUGGUGGUUUGGCCUCGGCCAGGCGCGCCGGUUCGUAUGGUUUUAAGGUUGGAUUGAUAGAAUCAAGUGGUCGACUAGGUGGAACUUGUGUUAACGUUGGUUGCGUCCCUAAAAAGGUUAUGUUUAAUACUGCUUCUAUCGCUGAAGCUUUACAUGAUGCGGAACAAUAUGGUUUUGAUCUAUCUUCGAUUCCUAAAUUCAAUUGGAAUUUCCUAAAACAAAAACGUGAUGCAUACAUUAAGCGUCUUAAUGGUAUUUAUCUUAAUAAUCUUGCCAAGGAUAAUGUUGAAUAUAUUCAAGGAAAGGCAAGUUUCGUAUCCAAAAAUGUGUUAAGAGUAGAACACAAUGGACAAUCUGAAGAAAUAGAAGCGAAAAAAAUUUUAAUUGCUACUGGUGGUAGUCCUAUCCUACCGCAUGAAACUCCUGGCUUCGAAUUGGGUAUUACGAGUGAUGGUUUUUUUGAUCUUGAAGAACAGCCUAAAAAUGUUAUUGUCGUUGGUACAGGAUAUAUUGGAGUUGAGCUUGCCGGAAUAUUUAACUCCUUAGGGUCAAAUACGACCUUAAUUACCCGUUCGGCUGAACUUUUGCGUUCAUUCGAUCCAAUUAUUAAGGACACGCUCCUUGAACAAUCGAAAAAAGAGGGUAUACGUGUUCUAACGUAUGCCAAUGUACAAUCUCUAUCACGUGACUCAAAUUGUGGUCCUAUCAAAGUUAAUCUUACCUCAAAAGAAACAGACGAUGUAGUAGAAGAAUAUGAUGUUGUUCUGUGGGCCAUUGGAAGGAGUCCAAAUAUUAAAGGACUAAAUUUGGAAAAUAUUGGCGUUCAAUUAAACGAAAAAGGGUAUAUCAUUAGUGAUGAAUAUCAAAAUACCACCGUCGAAAAUAUAUAUGCUCUAGGUGAUGUUUGUGGUGUGGCACAGUUAACACCCGUUGCUAUUGCUGCGGGGAGACGAUUAUCUGAUCGUGUUUUUGGCCCUCCAGAAUUUAACAAAUAUAAACUCGAUUAUAACAAUAUUCCAACUGUUAUAUUUCAUGGUACUUGUGGCGCUGUUGGUUUGACAGAACCUGAUGCACGAAAGAAGUUUGGAGAUGAAAAUGUCAAAACUUACACUUCUAAAUUCGUAAAUUUGUAUUAUGCCAUGACUGAACAAAAACCCGCAACAGCAUAUAAACUCGUCGUAGUUGGUGAAGAAGAAAAAGUUGUUGGCGUUCAUAUCGUUGGAAGAGACUCGGCUGAAAUUUUACAAGGGUUCGCUGUAGCUGUUAAGAUGGGUGCUAAGAAAGCAGACUUUGACAAUACAGUUGCAAUACACCCUACUGCUGGAGAAGAAUUGGUAACAAUGAGAUGA
Molecule: messenger RNA, 1490 nt
Organism: Scutellospora calospora
Lineage: Eukaryota; Fungi; Glomeromycota; Glomeromycetes; Diversisporales; Gigasporaceae
Source: the annotation of a GenBank genome assembly